Lytechinus variegatus (green sea urchin) is the source of this 2560-nucleotide messenger RNA. RefSeq lists its product as uncharacterized. The record is from RefSeq and is a predicted model, not a curated record. The coding region runs from base 168 to 1091 and encodes 307 amino acids. NCBI's taxonomy places the organism in Eukaryota, Metazoa, Echinodermata, Echinoidea, Temnopleuroida, Toxopneustidae. The transcript has 5 exons.
ACUUGGAGUUAAGGCACUACCUUGUACAGAAGGAGAUCGAAGCACAAUUUUAAACAAGUUAGUUUUUCUACCGUCUUUGCAGCGUCUGCAGUAAAUACCUUUGCCCACCUGAUAAAGUUGUAGAAUAGUUCUGGUGCAUCUUAUAUCGUAUUAAUAUAUCGAGUAAGAUGGAUGUCGUACCACAGUUGACCGUUCUAGUACUUAUUGGAUUCCUCUUAACUCUCUUCUUCAACUUUCAAGCCGGUAUUGGCCCAAAUUCCGACUUAUCAUUAGGAAUUUUUCGAAACUCGAUCGGGAACCUGUCCAACUUGUACCCGACGCCCGUCACCCCAGCCGGUUACACCUUCGCAAUCUGGGGAUUGAUCUACUCCUGGUUUGGUGCUUGGGUGAUCUACGUCAUCACAACUCUCUUCAGGACGAACGAUAAGGGUCCUGUAUAUCUUAACCCUCCUACAACCAGUCCUGAGUUUCUCAUUGCAGUAUGGCUGAAUCUUACCCUAAAUGUUACCUGGUUAUUCGCAUUCGACAGGACCACCUUUAUCUUGAGUUUGGCGGCCCUGGCUGGCAUAACAACAACGCUCUACAUAGCGAUCUCCAUACAUAUUAGCAGGGUUUAUGAUUAUCUUUUUGUCUUCAAAGAAUAUGGAGUAUUCGAUCUGUGGGCCAACCGUGUUCUUAUACAGAAUGGACUUGCCUUAUACGCUACUUGGACUACGGUCGCAACUAAAGUACAGCUAUCUAUUGUUCUGCUCUACAGGCUUGGACUAGACGAGGAUACUACGACCUACAUUUGCUUUGCUGUCCUCGCUUCCCAACUCAUCACUUAUUUCUUCCUGGACUGUUUCGUUUAUGAUCGAUACUUUCGAUAUAUUCUUAUCGUCUACCCAGCGGCGAUGUGGUCAUUGGGAGGAAUCCUUGUCGCUAACGUUCGUGAUCCCACCAGUCCUCCAGCGGUUAUCGGAUCGACACUCUUUGCCCUCGUCUUCGUCUUCUUCGUCAUCAAAACCAUCUUGGUCAUCGUUCGCGACCCCGUAUACGUCAUUGCAAAACAGAGAAAGGCUGAUAAGGCCGCUUACACGCAACUGGUUUAGUGUUUAGUGAAAAAGAAAAAAAAAUUGUAAAGGAUAAUAAUUGUAUUGUUAAUACUCCAUCAUAUAGGAUAAUAAUAACAACAUAUUUUGGUUAAUGAUAUCUGCCAAUGAAGUUAUUUUGAUUUAGAUAUCAGAUUAUCUUGAACCAAUGAUAAUGUCUAGGUUUUUAUAAUCACUUUCCAUUUGAAUAUAUAGCAUUUUUAUGGUUUGUAAAUAUUAUUUUAGAUACCUUUCAGAUAGUGUUCAUUACUUACACUGUAAAAAAUAUUGGGUACAAUUUUAACCAAUACGAGGGUAAUUAUAUGUGUCCAACCAAUUUUGGGCAGUAUUUUACCCAAUUCGGGCAAGCAUAUUGUCCAUUAAGGUUAAGAAAUAAGCAGCAGUUACUUUAGAAUGGGCAAAAUUUUCAUCACACUGGAUAAAUAAAAAUUCCCCAAAGAAAUGCCCAAUGUUGGUUGGACACAUAAUUACCCUCAUGGAGCAUUUUACCCAAUAUUUUUAGAGUGUAUUUCAUUUAGCAAUGGUCUCUUACUAGUACUUUGGCAUAUCAAACAAAUUGUUACUAAUGAUUAUGUUUCUAAGAAUUCUUUUGACAUUUGUUUCUUUCUUUUUAAUAUAGAUAUAUUUUUCUUGGCAUGUUCAUUCAUUUUAUGAAGAGAUCUGUGAGGCAACCUGUUUUGUUAUUUCAUUUACGGCAAUAUAAAUUACUGAUGUAUUUUGCUCCAGGAAAUGAUAAUUUCUUAUUUUAUUUUUGAGAAUUUUGAAAAAAACUAAGUUUCAAGAAAAUAAAUCUGGACUUCUUUAUUUCAUAUCUGUUAUCACCGGUACUCACCCUUCUUAAAAUAGAAAUUAGUGUUUUUAAAAAACAAUGACAAAUUUGAUUAUACCGGGUUUUUUUUCUUUCAGAGUUAAAAUAAGAUUUACGCAUGAGUGGCAUCAUCUGAGUUGACAUUACAUUCGAGCAACUUGGAUUUCAAUUAUCAUAUUAGAUUUACAUGUAGGGCAUGAUUUCCUAGAGUGAUACGAGAAAACGACGAGAUCAAGUUGGGAAGUUGACUUAAAAAAGGUCAAUUUUGUAACAAGAGGACAAAUAGGCAAGAUGAAUAGGAGAGUGUGGCUUAAUAAAAACUACCAUCCGCAUGCAAAUGGUUAUAGGCUAUAAAAUCCCUUGAGAUAAAAAUAAAUUGGAGAAGAAAAUCAACAAUAUACAAUUCAUGUGAUAUCAAAUCAAAACUUAAAUAAUCAUUAACUUAAGUUUAUUUAAACAUAACCAUUCUCUCUCUUUUUAAAUAACAAGUUACUGUCCUUAAAAUGAUCAAAUUAUUCAGCAGAUGUCAGUACUACAUGGUUAAAAGUAACAAGUUGCUGUAAUAAAAAGAAAAAUCGCUUGUAUUGAUUACGUGACAUUGGAGUGGAAUUGAUUCUUCGUGAAGAAUAAAAAGUAUGAAAAUUAAAUUCCCAUUCAGGAA